This is a messenger RNA of Cheilinus undulatus (humphead wrasse), 5111 nucleotides long. RefSeq lists its product as uncharacterized. The coding region runs from base 207 to 3818 and encodes 1203 amino acids. Gene Ontology annotation, biological process: regulation of mRNA splicing, via spliceosome; regulation of cell cycle. The transcript is spliced from 10 exons. The record is from RefSeq and is a predicted model, not a curated record. Lineage: Eukaryota; Metazoa; Chordata; Actinopteri; Labriformes; Labridae. Gene Ontology annotation, molecular function: RNA binding.
GGAUACCUUCCCCAAUCAUGGCGGACAGGGUAGCAGGCUAACGUGAACGGCUAGCAUGCAGGGCGAUUGUUUGAUUUAACCCGUUAUAAGCUUUCAGCCUUCUGGUACUGUCUACAUAGGAUCUGCGGCCGCUGGACAGAAACUGGUGUUAAGUGCAGGAGCAGCACACCUGUGACAUUCAUUUAAAAAUCAGGGGCCAGGGCAGGAUGGAAUGUGCAGUGCACGUUCCCUCAGGCGAGGAUGAGGCAGCUGAGAAAGAUGAUGUGAAUGCAAAGGAAGGAAAUGAGCCCCCCCAUAAGAAAAACAAAAAACACAGAAAACAUAAGAGCAAAAAGAAGAAGCGGAGGAAGAAAGGGGAGAAGGAAAGUAGUUCGGAAUCUGGUGCUGAGUCAGAUGUAGAGCCACCACCACCACCAAGACCUGUCAGGACCACCAGAGCAAGUGCCAGACUGGCAGCAGCUGCAGGAGCUGGAGACCAUACUGGGCUUAAAGAGGAUGGAAAAAAGGAUGCAAAUACAGGUCGUGCUGAAGCAGAGGUAGAUGCCAAAUCCAAGAAACACAAAAGACAUGCUGCCAAGAAGAAGAAGAAAAAGAAGAAGAAGGAUGAAAAGCAGGAAAAGAAAUCCCCAUCUCGCUCUCCAUCUGAUAGUAGCUCAGCUUCAGGUUCUGAUUCUGAAGGUGAAGGAGGUAAAGUGGCUGGUGACGCCAAAUUCACCCCUGCAGUGUCUGAUCUGCAAGAACCAGUCUCCAAGUUGGCUCCAAGAAGUAAACGAGGGGAGGAGAGAGGGGUUCUCAACCUCACGCAGAAACCUGAAUGGCCUGAAGUGAAGAAGGAGGAGAUUUCAGACAUGGAUGUAUCUCCAAUUGUAAUAAAAGUUGAUAACACUAAUGGAUCAGAAAAAGAUAUCAGUUUGCCCCCUGCAGGCCAGGAUGAAAUACACACGAUGACGGUUCAGGUUAAGACAGAGGGUAGUCAUGCUGAUGGUGCGUUCAGCCUUGCCCAGGAACUUCCUGACAUCAUCCCUAAACAGGAAGGUGCUACGCCAAGAGAUGACCCAGUCCUGAAAGAUCAGGCCAGUGUAGUUCAGAAGGAACUAAAUUCCCCCAGGUCCCGUUCUCCCUCCCCCUCAAGGGUCUUAGACAUUAAGAGGUCUGGCUCAUGUCAUAGUCGUUCCCCAACACCUAGUCCCACCAGGCUGCAGUGUGAUAAUCAAACAGCAGCAACAAUUGACAAACGUUCAAGAACCCAUUCCAGAUCAACCUCAAAGGGUAAGCUUUCUUCAACCCCCAGAAAGAAUCGGCAGCUUUCCCGGUCCCCGUCCCGUUCUCAGUCUCCUAAAUCUAGGAGGAAAUCUCACUCCCCAUCACCGAAAUCUCCCAAGAGGGCCAUUUGUCGAUCACGCUCCACCUCUCGCUCAGUCACCCCCAAGAAGAAAGUUUCAAAGCCAAAAAGGAAGUCCAAGUCUCCUAAAGGUCGCAGACCCUCUUUGUCUGUUUCCCCAAAACGACGAAGAGGUUCUCCAUCUCCUAAAGGAAAACUCUCUCGAUCCCCUAAACGCAGCGGGAGGAGGUCUCCCUCUCUGUCUCGGUCUCCAAGGAAAAGCCGAAGAUCUGAGUCACGCCCCCGUGGAGGAACAAGGCGCACAAGGUCCCGCUCACCUAGGCGAGGCGGUGCAGUUGGAAGACGUUCACGGUCACGAUCUGAUACUAGAACCCGCAGAUCCCACUCGAGAUCAAGGCGCCCUGCUCGACGGUCCAGGUCACGGUCACCUGGAAGGCGGGCAUUAGGCAGGCGUUCCCGGAGUCGGUCUCUGUCUAGACGUAGGAGGUCUCCCCCUCCCAGGUCUAGACGCUCUCGCUCCCGGUCAUUCCGCAGGAGCAGACGGACUAGAUCACGUUCUGUUGUAGUCCUUAAGCGCAGCCGUCGCUCCAGAUCCAGAAGUCCCCGCAAAAGGACUAUAUCCAGAACCCCUCCCUCGAGACGGCGGUCUAAAUCACGAUCACCAGUCAGAAGGCGUUCUCGGUCUCCAGCCAGGAGAAAUCGUUCUCCACCAAGAUCUGGAAAGCGUUCCAAAUCCCAGUCUUUGUCUCGAAGGCGUAAGUCAAAGUCACACUCGCCACUGCCUGGAAAGAGAAGGUCCAAAUCUCCAAAGAAGAGCGGAAGACGGUCAAAGUCUAAAUCUGUCUCUGCAGGCAUGAAAAGGUCUAAAUCCAGGUCUGACUCAAGUGAUGGGCGGUCUGACAGCUCGUCCCCUGCCAGAUCCACUUCAUCCUCUCCGGUGAAAGAGGUGAAGUCUUCCUCACCAAAGGCAGCUAGAGAAAGUGGGGGACCUUCAGCAACAGCAGGUUCAUGGAAACCCAUGUCCUCAGCAGCUGCGUCCAGCCCCCAGGCUGAGAGCUCCUCCAAUAAGCUGCUGCCUGAGACACAAGCUCCUGACCAGGAAAAGAAACAGAAAGAACGUGCCAGCUUAUCCAAUGAACGAGAAGUGUCCAGAUCAAGGUCUGUUUCAAGAGAGCCCGGUACUGGUCCAGAUGGGUCAGAGCAUUCUGAUGGCUCAGAUGAAGAGGAAGAAUCUUCCUCUCAAGUUAAAGUGACUACCAAACAUCAGAGAAGCUCCUCAGGUUCAGCAUCUCCUGGAGUGCAGAAGAAGCAGCUGUCACCAGUGGAUCGCAGAAAACUUUCACGCUCAACUUCAUCGCCUCGACGAUCAACAUCCAAGUCUACAUCCAGGAAGAAGCUGUCCAGGUCCAAGUCUCCAGUCAGAAAAAGAGACUCUGUAUCUCCAUCAGGGAGGAGGAAGCGACGGUCUAAAUCCCGGAGCCCUGCCCGGCGACGAAGGUCACGCUCAAAUACAAGACGAAAGCGUUCAAGGUCCAAGUCUAGAACCAGAACCCGCCGGUCCAAGUCUCCAGCUCGCAAGAGACGAUCGAGAACUCGUUCACCCAACGCUCGUGGAAGGAGAAGGUCCAAGUCGACGGACAGAAGCAAGCGAUCCAAGAGUCGUUCCACAGGCCGAAGGAAAAGGUCUCGGUCUGGAGACAGGGGCAGGCGAUCGAGGUCUCGGUCUGCUGAGCGCAGACGCAGGUCUAGGUCAAGGGGCCGAGGGAGACGCCCAGUGUUUCGCAGUCGUUCAUUUGAUAGACGGGAUAGGUGGAAAAGGGAACCAAGUCAUUCGCCAGUUCUCAUUCUCCGCAAACAGCGUCGCUCAGGAUCUCGGACGAGGCGCAGCACCAGCAAGACCCCUCCACGGCUCACUGAACUGGAUAAGGACCAGUUGUUGGAGAUAGCCAAAGCUAAUGCUGCAGCCAUGUGUGCCAAGGCGGGGGUGCCCAUUCCUGAGAGUCUUCGGCCCAAAGCUAUCCUCCAGCUCCCUCUACCCACUCCAUCUCCUGCCCCCCUCUCUUUGCCACUGCCUUUACCUCUCCCAAUGGGCAUGGGGAUGCCCAAUAUGCCCAACAUGGGUCCAAUGGGUCUACCAAAUAUUCCAGGAAUGCCCAGUAUGUCCAACAUCACUAUGAGUGCUGCUAUGGCAAGUAUGACGGCAGCUACCAUGACGGCUGCGUUGACCAACAUGGGUGCCCUGGCUGCCAUGCCUCCUCUCGCUCCACUUCCUACCAUCACCAACAAGCCUCCCCCAAGCCUCGCCCCCCCAGCACCAUCCCUUAACCUGGACCACAUCGAGGAAGCUAAGAGGAAGGUCACUCACCAAGCGAAUAUACACACCAUCAAGGAGCUGACUGAGAAGUGCAAGAUGAUUGCCAAUAGCAAGGAGGAGAUGGCCAUUGCUAAACCCCAUGUCUCAGAUGAUGAGAGCUAAAACCUUAAAAUUCACAUGACGCUCCGUUCAGAGGCUGAAGGAAAAUGUAAAGAAUAAAAAAAGCUGCAGGAGGACCUGCCUUCCCAGAGUCCUCUCUGGCUGCCCGGUGACCUGACUGAGCCACACAACUCGCCAAGAAGUCCACCUAAGUCGUCACAUUUACAGUGUAGGAGCACCAGAACCAGCCACUGCCCCUCUCAGCCCCCCCCCCCCCCCUUUGUUUCUGUUCCUGUGAGAGACAGCAGUCACCUGUGAAACCACUGACAAACCACACAGGUGUGUGAACAGGUGUGUGACUGUUCGUCAUGUAUAGUGGGGGAGUGUGUGUGUAUGUGUGUGUGUGAGGGUUGUAUGAGUGUGUGUACAUAGGGACUUUCACCUAAAACUCAGUGUUUCUGCUUAUUUAAGCAGCCGCUGUUCUAAUGACUGAAGAGGAAACAAACCAAACUAACAAGUGUUUUUGUAAAAGAUUAGUUUGACUUUUAUUCUCUCUCUUAAAGGACUGUGUAAAGUGGAGGCUGCCUCCCUGUUCUGCUGAAUCCCCCUCCCUCUUAUCUUUUCCCUGGUUUUAUAAACAGAUAAUACAACACUUUGGUAGAUCCUCAUCUGAUUUGUUUUCCUGAUCCUGGAUCUACAGUGAAGAACGUGACCACAUGUAAAUCCUAGAACAGGGUGGCAGAUUGAUCUAAACAUGAUGGCUGCAGAAAGAAGUGAUUCCUCCAGUCAGUACUGCCCUGGGUGUGUUUUCUGCAGUGGCAACGACUAAACUCUGAGCUGCUCUUUUAUUUCGGUUUGUAAGGUUUUUCCAAAUUGGAACUAUGUUUGUCAAUGUUUGAGCUGGACAUUUCACUCACAACAGUUUUUACACUUCCACCCCAACAUGCAGGGGUUUGUGUUUUACAGAAAAUGAUUAUUUAUGAUCUAAUUUAAGGUGUAGGAAAAAAACUUGCUGCUUAUUUUCAUGAUGGCAUUUUAGAAGACAUUUGUGCACACAUGGUAAACAUUGUCUUAUUUUUUUUAUCAUUGGGCCUCUGGGUUUGGCUCAUUUGUGGGGAUCUCUCAUAUUUGGAGUUUGCUAACCAGCCUUCAUGCCAAGCCAGCUAAUCAGUUCACUAAAACAUGAAGCAACAAGCUUAAAGGGAUAGUGGGGUAGAUUUAAAGUGGGGCUGUAUAGCCAUGUUUCCAUCAGGGGGUCCGGUUCGAUUCAGUUCUGUUUGGUAUGGUUUGGUACACUCAACCCCAAAAUAGUUGGCGUUUCCACAGACACCCGUGCUCUCACUUGGUGGGCGGGCU